ACACAAUCCAAUCACUUCAGCCCCUGUUCGAGUCUCGCCACUGUCGAACAGAAAGCAAGAGGUUUUCUUUUGUUUUCUUAUCAUUACAGCCAUGGCGGAUCCACAGAGGAUUUAUCCAGCCAACGAGGAUUUAGAGAAGGCGGCGGCGGCACACGAAGAUGCAUACAAGAGCCCGCCGCCAAGCGCUCCUCUGGCGCCAAGAUCAAGCCUAGUGUCGGAAAAAGGAGAUCCGGGUACUCCUGGCCGAGUUAUGCAUGUUCAGUUUCCUAAGGACCAAGUGAUUCCACCACGGAGUGCCCCCAGAUAUCACUCCCGCCCUCCAAAGCGCCGUCGCAGUUUCUGCUGCCGCUGCCUCAAAUGGACAUGUUGCAUUCUGUUUAUCUUAAUCGUCGCCAUUGUCGUUGCUGCCGCCAUUCUCUACGCCGUCUUUCAGCCCAGGAUACCCAAAUUUUCAGUCGACAGGAUUGAGAUCACCAGCUUCAGCGUCAAUUCAGACUCCACCAUUUCUUCCAAGCUUUCAGUCGAUGUGACCGCGAGGAACCCGAAUAAAAAGAUUGGUAUUAAAUACUUAGGCGACAGUUAUCUUGCGGUUUUCUACUCCGGCACUGAGCUCUGCAAGGGCCAACUUCCUGUGUUUUACCAGGGCCACAAGAAUACUACGAAUUUGGAUGUUACUCUUACGGGGUCUAAUGUGCUGAUUACCAAUGAUAUGGUUACGUCGCUGAAUGCACAGCAGCAGGAAGGUAGUAUUCCUCUGCGUUUGAAGGCGGAUGUUCCCGUGAAGAUCAAGUUUGGGAAACUGAAAACCAUGAAGAUUACUUUCCGCGUGCGCUGUAAUCUUGUGGUCGACCGGCUGGCUGCUAAUACUAGGGUCAAUAUGAAAGAGAAAAAUUGUAAGGUGAGGGUGAAGCUUUGAGGAGACCGACUGGAGUUUUAGAUUUGUGUUCAUUUCAGUUUAGAGACUGCGACCAGGUGGAGGAGAGUCUUUUAUUUAGGUUAGAGUUGAUACUUUUCCUGAUUUUUUCUAUACCGCCAUUGUUACAUUUAUUUGUUAUUGCCGUGCAUAUAUAUACAUUGAUACAGAUAUUAGUUGAUUCUUCCAUAAUCUCUCAUCUGUUGUAUUUUCACAAUUAUUUUACAUAAAGUGAGGUCACUUAGCCUCAACGUUCUCCUCGAGGCCGAGAGAACAUCUUUCCACCACAGACAGGAAUUUUUUUGUAAAUAAUCAGAUUGUAAAUUAUGAUCAGUAUAGUAAUUUAAAUAAAAUUGUUUUUGAAUUCAA
This is a messenger RNA of Cryptomeria japonica (Japanese cedar), 1282 nucleotides long. RefSeq names its product NDR1/HIN1-like protein 6. The transcript has a single exon. The record is from RefSeq and is a predicted model, not a curated record. Bases 92 to 916 code for a protein of 274 amino acids. Gene Ontology annotation, cellular component: plasma membrane. Lineage: Eukaryota; Viridiplantae; Streptophyta; Pinopsida; Cupressales; Cupressaceae.